Sphenostylis stenocarpa is the source of this 5934-nucleotide messenger RNA. The record is from the annotation of a GenBank genome assembly. NCBI's taxonomy places the organism in Eukaryota, Viridiplantae, Streptophyta, Magnoliopsida, Fabales, Fabaceae.
AUGGAAACAAAUUUAGCUGAAAAUAUUGUGAUUGUGGGGGCUGGAAUUGCUGGCCUUACAACAGCCUUAGGACUUCACAGGUUGGGUAUCCGAAGUUUGGUGUUGGAAUCUUCAGAUUCUUUGAGGGUCACUGGGUUUGCUUUGUCAAUAUGGAACAAUGCUUGGAAGGCUUUGGAUGCUGUUGGUGUCGGAGACAUCCUCCGCCACCAACAUCUCCAGCUCAAUGGGAUCGUCACUACUUCAUUGAUUACAGGGCAACAAACAUCAGCCAUGCCUUUCAGAGCAACAGGAAACCAGCAGGAUGUCGAAAUCCGUUGUGUUAAAAGGAAGUCAAUGUUAGAAGCCCUUGUCAAUGAAAUUCCAAGAGACACCAUCAGAUAUUUGUCGAAAGUUGUUGCCAUCGAGGAAUUUGGCUUCUAUAAGAUAGUCCAUCUUGACGAUGGGACAAUCAUCAAAACCAAGGUGUUGAUUGGGUGUGAUGGAGUGAACUCCUUGGUGGCAAAGUGGCUAGGCUUCAAGAAGGCCUCUUUUACAGGGAGAUAUGCAAUCAGGGGUUGUGCAGAGGUCAACAGCAGUCAUGGAUUAGAGCCCAGGUUUAUGCAGUACUUUGGCAAAGGUUUUAGAGCUGGUGUUAUGCCUUGUGAUGAGAAGGCUGUUUACUGGUUUUUCACUUGGACACCCACCAGCCAAGAGAAAGAGCUGGAAGAGAACCCUGCCAAACUGAAACAAUACGUGUUAAAGAAGCUUGAGAAUAUGCCAAGUGAUGUUAGAUACUACAUAGAAAAAACAGAGCUGGAUGCCAUCCUAUUAGCUCCAUUGAGAUUUAGGCAUCCCUGGGAGCUGAUGUUGGGGAAUAUUAGCAAAGGCAAUGUUUGUGUUGGUGGAGAUGCUUUCCACCCCAUGACUCCUGACCUUGGUCAAGGAGGGUGUUGUGCCUUAGAAGAUGGGGUUGUUUUAGCAAGGUGCCUAGCUGAGGCAUUCUCCAAACAGAAGCAUGCAGAAGAGGAGCAACACAAAAGGAUUGAGAAAAGCUUGAAGAAAUAUGCAAAGGAGAGAAGAUGGAGAAGCAUUGAUGUCAUUGCUACAGCUUAUGUGGUUGAAGUAAUCAUGGAAUCAGCAGUUGAAGACAUAGUGAUUGUGGGAGCUGGAAUUGCUGGCCUCACAACAGCCUUGGCACUUCACAGGUUGGGUGUGAAAAGUUUGGUGUUGGAAUAUUCAGAUGGUUUGAGAGUGACUGGGUUUGCUUUGACAACAUGGACAAAUGCUUGGAAAGCUUUGGAUGCUGUUGGCGUCGGAGACAAUCUUCGUCUCCAACAUCUCCGCCUACAAGAGAAUGUGAGUACAUCUUUGAGCAUAGGGCAAGAAACAUCAAGAUUGCCCUUCAAGGGCACAAGAAAAAGUGGAGACUGUGAAGUUCGUUGUGUAAGGAGACAAAUAAUGUUGGAAGCACUUGCUAACGAGCUUCCAAGUGGCACCAUUAGGUUCUCGUCAAAGGUUGUUGCAAUUCAAGAAUCUGGCUGUUUCAAGAUACUCCAUCUUGCUGAUGGAACAACCAUCAAAACCAAGGUGUUGAUUGGGUGUGAUGGAAUAAACUCUGUGGUAGCAACGUGGCUUGGGUUCAAGGAGGCAUCUUUUACUGGGAGAUACGUUAUCAGGGGUUACACAAAGUUGAUGAACAAUCAUGGGCUUCAACCUGAUUUCAUGCACUUCUUUGGAAAGGGUUUUCGAUCCGGUGUAUUGCCUUGUGAUGACAAAACUGUUUAUUGGUUUUUAACUUGGACUCCAACCACUGAAGACAAAGAGCUAGUUAACAACCAAGCCAAAAUGAAGCAAUUGGUGUUGAAAAAGCUUGAGAAAAUGCCAAGUAAUCUCAAAUGGUGCAUUGAGAAAACGGAACCAAAAGAUAUCUUAACAUCUCCACUGAGAUAUAGACACCACUGGGAGCUUGUGUUAGGAAAUAUUAGUAAAGGCAAUGUUUGUGUUGUUGGAGAUGCUUCUCACCCCAUGGCCCCUGACCUAGGUCAAGGUGGGUGUUGUGCCUUGGAGGAUGGGAUUAUUUUAGCCAGAUACCUAGCUGAGGCAUUCUCCACAAAGCCUAACAAACAUGGUAAAGAGAUUGGAAAAAAGGAUGAGACUAAGGAGCAGUACAAGAAAAUUGAGGCUAGCUUGAGGAAAUAUGCAAGAGAGAGAAGAUGGAGAAACGUUGAUAUCAGUGUUACAUCUUAUGUUCUGGGGUUUGUUCUGCAGGGUGAUUUGAAAAUGGUUGCACAUGUUAGGGACAAAAUUUUGCCUGAUUUCCUGGCUGAGUUGCUGUUGAAGAAGUCAGAUUUUGAUUAUAAGACCGAUGAUAUCAAAGCCGAGGACAAUAUGGAGGCUAGAAGCAGGAGCAAGAUUAUCACCAAGAGCCUUUCGCAUAUUCUUGUUCCUCAUCGUCGUCUUCUUCGUCUGAUUGAUUUUUGUAAGGGUAUAUCAAUCUGCGCUUUGCUGUUGAUUUUGAUUUCGGUUUUGGAUACUGCUAAUUUUAAUGCUAUGGGAGUUCAACGGCAUGAAGCGCUUGCUGAAGACGAGCCGGCUGAAAAUGCUUGUGCCAGUAGUUCUUUGAACCAAGGUUCUCUUCCCAGUGAGUUUGCCAGCAAGAAUCCAUGUGUAAAUACUGAAAGUAGUGAAGUUAAUGAAUCGGGUGACAUUUCUUAUGAGAAAAGCAAUACACCACAUAUCUAUAGACAAGAUGUUGUGAAAAAUAAUACUAGUGGCAUGAUUGGGAUUGUGACAGAGGUAGCUGGUGAUUCAGAUUCGGAUUCAGAUAGUAGCAUCACUGAUGAUGAGAAUGAUAGUGACGAUGAGGAUGGGGAUGGUGAGGAAGGCGAUGACAGUAAUAUUACUAGCAGGAAUUCUGAAAGUAAUGUUGCUGCUGGGCAUUGUAAAACCGAUGCUCUUCUGGCUGACCAGUUGCGUGUACUGUGGAUGGACGAAUCUGAAUCCACUCAAAAUUUCAGUGAUGUCGAAGUUGUUGAUCGUGGAUUUUUACAUGGUGAUUUUGUUGCUUCGGCUUCAGAUCCUACUGGGCAAGUGGGUGUGGUGGUUGAUGUCAAUAUAUGUGUGGAUCUGUUGGCCCAUGAUGGAUCUAUAGUAAAAGACGUCUCGUCAAAAAACAUAAAUCGUAUUAGGGAUUUCACUGUUGGUGAUUAUGUGGUGCUUGGGCCGUGGUUAGGCCGAAUUGAUGAUGUUUUGGACAAUGUAACUGUCUUAUUUGACGAUGGUUCAGUUUGUAAAGUCUCCAAAGCAGAUCCAUUAAAUCUUAAACCAAUUUCUAAGAAUAUUCUUGAAGAUGGGCAUUUUCCUUAUUACCCAGGGCAACGGGUAAGGGCUAGCUCCUCAUCUGUUUUCAAGAAUUCAAGAUGGCUGUCUGGCUUGUGGAAAGCUAAUAGGUUAGAGGGUACUGUAACGAAAGUUACAGUUGGAUCAGUGUUUAUUUAUUGGAUAGCAUCUGCAGGUUAUGGGCCAUAUUCUUCUACUGCCCCUGCUGAGGAGCAGAGUCCAAAAAGCUUAAAGUUGUUGUCUUGUUUUUCUCAUGCAAAUUGGCAAUUGGGUGACUGGUGUCUCUUACCCUCAUCAGGACUGUCAUCCUCAGCUUCCAUGGACAAAGGCAUAUCAAAAUUGGAACUUAACGAUGCUACUAACAAUGCAUUAGAUUCUAAUCACACAGGAAGUGGGUGUGAUUCCGAAGAAGCUACUGUUGAGGAAACAAAUGGGGUUAAGGAUACUAUGGACCUUGAUCCAGCUGAUUCUUUGGAAGGGAAUGAUGGAAAUGAGAAAAGUAAUCCGUCACGUGAUUCUAGUUCAUGCAGCAGUUCUAUAUCCGUAUCAAAGGAACCUGUCCAUGAAGCUUGGCCUCUUCACCGCAAGAAAAUUAGGAAAGUUGUCAUCAGGAAAGAAAAAAGGGCCCGAAAGAAAGAGGAAAGUUUUGAGAAAGCUCUUUUGAUUGCCAACACAAGAACUAAAGUUGAUGUUGCAUGGCAGGAUGGAACAAUAGGACGUCAACUGAAUUCUACAAGUUUGAUUCCAAUAGAUAAUCCUGGUGACCAUGAAUUUGUUUCAGAACAAUAUGUGGUGGAGAAGACCUCCGAUGAUGGUGAGGAUAUUUCCGAAGCUAGGCGAGUUGGGGUUGUGAGAAGUGUUAAUGCAAAGGAGCGGACAGCUUCUGUGAGGUGGUUAAAAAAGGUUGCCAGAGCAGAAGAUCCUCGAGAGUUUGACAAUGAGGAAGUUGUUAGUGUGUAUGAGCUAGAGGGCCAUCCAGAUUAUGAUUACUGCUAUGGGGAUGUGGUUGUUCGCCUGUCGCCUGUGUCUGUACAUUUAGAAACAGCUUCUGUUGGAGAGUCCACUGAGAAAUCGGAGCAAAAAACUGAGCAUGCGAUUAAAAAGGAAGCAAAAACCAAAACUGAAGCUAAUAAAGUACAAAAUGCAUCUGCUGAUACUUCUGUCCAAUUUACUGACCUCUCUUGGGUUGGAAAUAUAACUGGCCUUAAGAAUGGUGAUAUUGAAGUUACUUGGGCUGAUGGGAUGGUGUCAACGGUUGGACCCCAAGCGAUUUAUGUGGUUGGUCGAGACGAUGAUGAAGAAUCAAUUGCUGCUGGGAGUGAAAUAAGUGAUGCUGCUAGCUGGGAAACUGUUAAUGAUAAUGAAAUGGAAGUUCUUGAGGAUUCCAGAGAGGAUAUUGAGAGGGAAAACUCAAGCAGUCUUCCUUCCGAGGAAGAAGAAAGUGGAGAGAAUGAUUUUGGUAGGGCUGCUGCACUUUCUGUUCCUUUAGCAGCAUUUCGGUUUGUCACUAGACUUGCCACUGGAAUAUUCUCAAGGGGCCCAAGGAACAUGGAUCCUGUUCACAUUCAGAUAAAAGCUGGACAUGAACAUCCAUCACCAGUACUGAAUGAUGAUUCUAGUUCUCAGAAACUUAUUGCCAUUGAUGGUGAUAAUUCAGGCAAUAAGAAUGAAAGAUAUGAGGAGGUUGUUUCAGAAGCAACUGAAACUCUGGAAGCAUGUGAGACACUUUGCAGCAUGAAAAAUCAAGAUGUUCUUGCAACUUGCGAUAAUGGGAAUUGCAGUUUGAAACAUUUUGACAUAACACAAGAUCCAUCAGACCACUACUUUAUUGGUGCAAAUGGACAGAGUAACAACCGGAAAUGGUUAAAGAAAGUGCAACAAGAUUGGAACAUACUGCAGAAUAACCUUCCUGAGGAAAUCUAUGUACGAGUUUAUGAAGAUAGAAUGGAUCUCUUAAGAGCAGUUAUUGUAGGGCCAUAUGGAACCCCUUACCAAGAUGGACUCUUUUUCUUUGAUUUUCACCUUCCGCCAGAAUACCCUGAUGUUCCACCGUCUGCAUACUAUCAUUCUGGUGGCUGGCGGAUUAACCCUAAUUUGUACGAGGAAGGGAAGGUUUGCCUUAGCCUUCUAAAUACAUGGACAGGCAGAGGAAAUGAAGUAUGGGAUCCAAAAUCCUCUAGCAUUCUUCAAGUCCUAGUUUCACUGCAAGGUUUAGUACUCAACUCUAAGCCUUACUUCAAUGAAGCUGGGUAUGAUAAGCAGAUUGGAACAGCUGAAGGAGAGAAAAAUUCAUUGUCAUACAAUGAGAAUACAUUUUUACUUAACUGCAAGACUAUGAUGUAUGUCAUGAGAAAACCCCCCAAGGAUUUUGAAGUGCUCGUCGAAGAACAUUUUAGGAGGCGGGGCCAUAACAUCCUUAAGGCUUGUGAUGCAUAUAUGAAGGGUUGCUUGAUUGGCUCGCUGACUAGAGAUGCCUCCAUAAGUGAAAAGAGCAGUCAGAAUUCAACCUCUGUGGGUUUCAAGUUGAUGUUAGCCAAGAUAGUGCCAAAGCUUUUCUUGUCACUAAGUGGGGUUGGAGCUGAUUGCGAGGAAUUUAAGCAUCUGAAAGAUUUGUAG